AAGUGUGAGUGGAGACUGUGAUGGUAAGCUGCACAAUGAAGAAAAGUGUGAUCCUACUGAAUGUGCUGGUCCUGCUCUGCUCCUGGACUCCACAGGGAUUGUCCAUUACGGGGGACCAGACUCCAGACUUCUGUAAGAUCAUACCAGACUCGGGACCUGGUCCUUUUUGUCUUGCCUACAUGCCUCAGUUCUUCUAUAACUCCACGUCACAGGAGUGUGAAGAGUUCAUUUAUGGAGGCUGCGGAGGCAACCAGAACAGGUUUGGUUCAAAAAUAAAAUGUUUGGAGACUUGCCGGCCCCAUUUUCAGAAGCUUUUACUGCAGCCGGAUCACCUCGCUGAAACCUGUGCAUUUAGUCUUGAUCCUCCUCACAAUCGUUGGGGUGCCUGUAACCUACCUCCAGAGACUGGACCCUGCAUGGCCUACCUCCCAAGUUAUUUCUACAACGCCACCUCUGGGAAAUGUGAGAUAUUCAUAUAUGGAGGCUGUAAAGGCAACCUCAACAGAUUUAAAUCUUUAACAUCUUGCGAGAUGUAUUGUCGUGCUGUUCAUGCACACAAUUCAACUGAGGUGUGUAACCUGCCUCCAGACACAGGAAUAUGUAAGGCCAGUAUGCACAAACUAUUCUAUAACCCACAUUCUCAGAGGUGUGAACCCUUUAUUUAUGGAGGCUGUGGAGGCAACACUAACCGCUUUGACUCAGCUGAAGACUGUCAACGUGUUUGCCAUCCUGGGGGCAGUGAUGUGAUAACACCACUUGUAGCCCAAGAAGAGGCAAGAGUCCUAUCACUUGAUGUUUGUUCCCUAGCACCAGAGACUGGUCCUUGUCGCAUGGCUAUACCGCGCUACUUCUACAACUCCACAUCCAGGAAAUGUGAAUUAUUCACUUAUGGAGGCUGUGAGGGCAAUGGGAACAGAUUUAUUUCACAGAGAGAGUGUCACUUACACUGUCCUAAUCGAGGCCAUCAGUUAUGGCAGGCAGGAGCACCGCGAUCUGUAGAAGAUGUCUGUCACCUACCAUCAGAGAGUGGGCCAUGUGAGGCCUACAUACCACGCUAUUACUACAACCACAAAACACAGAAAUGUGAAGAAUUUGUUUAUGGGGGCUGUCUAGGCAACCAGAAUAAUUUUAUAAAUGAAGAGGAUUGCAUGAAAAAAUGCAAAAAGAUUUAG
Messenger RNA from Boleophthalmus pectinirostris (great blue-spotted mudskipper), 1172 nucleotides. Its product is annotated as actinia tenebrosa protease inhibitors-like. NCBI's taxonomy places the organism in Eukaryota, Metazoa, Chordata, Actinopteri, Gobiiformes, Gobiidae. The coding region runs from base 21 to 1172 and encodes 383 amino acids. The transcript has 9 exons. Gene Ontology annotation, molecular function: serine-type endopeptidase inhibitor activity. The record is from RefSeq and is a predicted model, not a curated record.